Moneuplotes crassus is the source of this 1033-nucleotide messenger RNA. Lineage: Eukaryota; Ciliophora; Spirotrichea; Euplotida; Euplotidae. The record is from the annotation of a GenBank genome assembly.
CCCCAACAUAGUCUAGAUGGCUCGAGUCGCUUCUUCCAAAUCCCUUUACCAGGAGAUCUCUCUUCCUGCUGAUUUUAGUAAGACAGUGCUCGAAUUUGAGCUAAGGCUGGCAAAAUAAUGAGUUAUCACAUGAAGAAUUAUCCAAAUUGCUUGGAUAUUACUCCAUAGCAGUUUCUUAUUAUGACACCAUGAAUGAUGAUGACACAACUCUGUUCUAUGAGCACAAGAUCAAGAAUGCAUUAAGGACAGCAGCUGAGAUAGCCAGUCCAAAGAAGAAGCCUACUGCUAAGGCAACCAAAAAGAUGGCUCAGAUGAAGAUGCAGUUAUAUAUGCUAAAUAAAGAUAAAGAGAAAGAAAAGCAAAGAGAGGUAUUAACGGAGUAUAACCCAGUCCAGAAGCAGACUAGGGCAUUAGAGAACAGCCAGAAAGCAGUUGAGAGGGAUUUUAUUAAGCAGGAAGAAAACUUCCGCAAGCGGUUAGCAAUGAGAAAGCGAGGGAAGAAGAUACUCACCCAGCCGAAUUGGGGCAAUGAGUCUUCCAUCAACGUUAAUUCGUUGUCUAAGAAUAAUAUUAGUAUUGAGAAUUCAGUCGAGUUAAACUCCAGUGAUAUCAAUUUUGAUAAAAUGUCUAAUUCAAGCAUGACAGAUGAGAUGCUGGGUAUUAUCAAGACAAUGAACUAUUUGAAACGCUCUGAUAGUGUAGACAAACUUAAGCGAGCAAGGACUCUUGAGGAGAAGCAUUCAGAAUCUCUCAGGAAAAGCUUAGAUGAUAGCGCAAUUCUUAAGAACCUCAACAAAUCUGCUGAUUCUAAGGUGAAGAAACUGAGUGAGAAAGGCAACUUAUCUAAAAUUAUUGAGUUUGAAGAGAACCUAGAAGAUCAUAGUAUUGAGCUGAAAGAGGAGAAUGGAAAUAUUUCUUAAUAUGCUCCUCUCGACCACUGAGAUGGGAAGCUAUUAUUAAAACCUUCUUUGGCUUCUCAGAAUUUUGUCCUGCUUUAACUAUCCUAGGCUAAAUAUUUCGUACCAAUCCCAUC